Messenger RNA from Camellia sinensis, 1236 nucleotides. Lineage: Eukaryota; Viridiplantae; Streptophyta; Magnoliopsida; Ericales; Theaceae. The record is from RefSeq and is a predicted model, not a curated record.
AUGCAACAAGAAGAUUCAAACUUCUAUUCUGCAAUUGACUUUUAUGUAGAUGGACGCAUACGGAACUUGUUUUGGGCAGAUGCAAGGAGUACGGCGGCUUAUAAAGCAUUUGGGGAUGUUGUCUCAUUUGACACCACCUACCUCACAAACAAAUAUGAUAUGCCAUUUGCUCCAUUUGUAGGAGUUAUCACCAUGGACACCACUCCUCCAAAAGCUAUUAUAAUUGACCAGUGUAGAGCCAUGCAAAAUGCCAUAGAAAUUGUCUUCACACAGGCUCGACAUCGUUGGUGUUUAUGGCAUAUAAUGAAGAAAUUGAGCAGAUAUUCCCAAUAUGAAGCCAUCAAAUUCGCUUUACAAAAUGCAGUGUCUGAUUCUUUCAGAAAAGAUGAAUUUGAUGAGGAAUGGCAAAUGAUGAUUGAAAAGUUUAGCCUCCAUGACAACGAGUGGUUGGGGUACGACAAUGCAUUGAGAAGUAAGGUGGAGAAGGAGACCAAAGCAAACUUCAAAUCUCGAAACAAAUUGUAUGAUUACUUAACGGUGUAUGAGUUUGAGAAGCAAUUUCGUGCAGCCUACACAAAUGCAAAAUUUAAAGAAGUUCAAGUAGAAUUGAAGCGCCUACUGUAUUGUCAUGCAACUCUUGUGAAGGAGAAGAGAUCCAUUUGUACUUAUCAUGUCAAGGAAGUUGUGCUUGUGGGUGAGAAAAUGAAGAAAGUUGAAUUUAUUGUUUACUUUAAUUCAAUUGAAUUUGAAAUGCAAUGUGUGUGUCAGUGGUUUGAGUUUAGGGGGAUCAUGUGUGCCCAUUCCCUUAGUGUGCUCAUUGAGAGGUGCAUAUAUGAGGUUCCAGAUAAAUACAUUAUGCCGAGAUCGAGAAAAGAUUUGGAAAGAAGGUACACAUGUAUUCCAACGACAUACACGAAAUCCGGGGCUGUCCUCAAUGCAAAGGUACAUGAUAACUACCACAAGACAUUGGAUGAAAUUAUAGAAAUUGCUUCCAACGAUGAUGGUAAACACAAAGCCAUUCAACUUGGGUUGAGAGAAAUCAAGGAAAGAGUAAGAAAAGAUGAAUCUGGUUGUACGAGUAAUGUGUCACCUUCUAGUAGUACUGUCCCACCUUGUAGUAGUAAUGUGCCACCUUCUAGUGCUACUCACAAGGUUCUUAGUCCUUUGGUUGCUCGCCGAAGAGGCCGUCCAUGUACGAAACGGAAAGUAAGCAAGGUGGACGAAAUAGUGAAUUGA